GCCAGUCCUAACCCAGUGUUCAACUCGCAGUUGAGUCCUUGACUCACUCCUCCCAACAAACUCACCAAGUUUUUUUUUUGUUUAAAAGUUUUUGUUUUGUGGCUAACCCGGAAAGAAAGGGAUGGAUGAUCCUGAAAAGGUGACUAAUACUGUUGUUGAGACUCAAAUGGAUGAUUCAAAGCCAGUUAUGGAAGAAGCUGAAACUGGUGUUGUUUCUAAGGCUGAAGCUGAGUGUCAAGCUCCUAUGGAGGCUGAGACUGGAGCUGGUGAAGGGAAAGGCCAAGUUCAAGUUGAAGAACUUACAAAACUUGAAGAAGAUGACGGGAGAUUGCAGGCUGAGCCGGUCGGUGACAACCCGGAUUCAGUGGAACAGCAACAAGCAGUUGAAGACACCGGCAAAACUCUCUGUGUCGAUGAUACUGGUGCUCGAAAUGAGGAAAAAUUAAAGCCCGAGGGAAGUGUUGAUGUUGAAUUUAAGGAUGUUGAGGACAAAUCUUUAGUUGAAACUGAUACCAAGAUGGAUGGUGCUGGAAAUGAUGAUGAUGAUGAUGAUGUUGGCCUCGUGCAUUCACAUGAUAAUGGACUUAGUGGAAGCCCCAACUCUGACCAGAAACCCCAAGAUGAUGACCAUGGCCUUGACAAUGGGGUGCCAUUGAAGGAUUUAUCUACAGAAAGGGAGAUUAAUACCCCAUUGUCUUUGUCAAAUCCCAAUUUAUGCUUCGACAAUUCGGGGUCGGACACUGAGGAGGAGCAAGCAGCUUUUGUGAAGGAGGUUGAAGCUUUUUACAAGGAGAAGAACCUUGAAUUCAAACACCCUAAGUUUUACAAGGAGGAUCUGAAUUUGCUAAAGUUAUGGAGAGCUGUCAUUAAGUUGGGGGGCUAUGAACAGGUGACCUCAUGCAAAUUGUGGAGGCAAGUCGGUGAAUCAUUUAAUCCCCCGAAGACUUGCACUACAGUGUCAUGGACAUUCCGAAUCUUUUAUGAGAAGGCACUACUCGAGUAUGAAAGGCAUAAAAUACAUGGUGGCAUGCUCCCUCACUCAGAUGCUCCCUUUGUGGAGCCUAACGGGGUUGAAACACAGGCCGGUAGUAAUCAAGCUCCUGGAUCAGGUAGGACAAAGAGAGAUGCUGCUGCUCGUGCCAUGCAAAGCUGGCAUUCUCAACGUGUUCUCGAUAACGGUGAGGUCUGUCAUCCAAUCAUCAAGGACAAGACAUCUAGUCCAACACUCAAGAGUGACAGACAAAAAAAUUUUGGUUUAUUAAAGCGUAAAAAGCCAUCCACCAUGGAGCCUAGUGCCCAAGUUUCUCAACUUAAAGCAACUAAACGACAGCAUUCUUUUGGCAGGUUGGAUACUAUGGUUGUCGAUAUCGGAGCCCCAGCUGAUUGGGUGAAGGUUAACGUGCAAAAAACUGUUGACUGCUAUGAGGUAUAUGCUUUGAUUCCCGGGCUUCUUCGUGAGGAGGUGCAUGUUCAGUCCGAUCCAGUCGGACGCUUGGUUAUAUCCGGUCAACCGAUGCAACCCGAUAAUCCUUGGGGUGUCACACCCUUCAAAAAGGUUGUGAGCCUGCCAUCAAGAAUCGAUCCACAUCAGACGUCGGCUGUGGUUACCCUGCACGGUCAGUUGUUCGUACGAGUCCCGUACGAGACGCCGGAUAUAUAAGAUAUGAUCGUAGGGUUUAUUUUUUACCUUAACAAUUAGAGAUUUCUUUAGUUUGAAGUCAACAUUACAUCUAAUUCUGCAAAUGCACUUGUUUCUUGGUUAGUUUAUGUGAAUAUGAACUAAAAAGAUUGGAUUUUGUU
Messenger RNA from Hibiscus syriacus, 1800 nucleotides. Its product is annotated as AT-rich interactive domain-containing protein 5-like. Gene Ontology annotation, molecular function: DNA binding. Gene Ontology annotation, biological process: regulation of transcription by RNA polymerase II. The coding region runs from base 122 to 1660 and encodes 512 amino acids. Gene Ontology annotation, cellular component: nucleus. The transcript is spliced from 14 exons. NCBI's taxonomy places the organism in Eukaryota, Viridiplantae, Streptophyta, Magnoliopsida, Malvales, Malvaceae. The record is from RefSeq and is a predicted model, not a curated record.